AUGAACUUGCGAGGGCUGACUCUGAACGGCAAAGGAGCUUUACUUGUCAUCUCCUGGAUUCCUGUAGCGAUGUGCUUCAACGAAAAUGUCUGCUACAUAGCCAAGAUAGAGGGAAAGUCGAUGAGGCCGACCCUAAACCCCAACGACAUAACCCACACAGAUUGGGUGUUGCUGUGGAAGUGGGGCGCCAAAAAUGCCUCCAAUUUGCAUCACAAUGACAUUAUUUUGUUCAAGGCACCUACCAAUCCAAGAAAAGUGUACUGUAAGCGUAUAAAGGGAAUGCAGUACGAUACAUUACAUACACGACACCCUUAUCCAAAAGAUGUAGUAAAUAUUCCUCGCAAUCACGUCUGGGUAGAGGGAGAUAAUGCCUUUCACUCUACAGACUCAAAUAACUUUGGACCAAUAUCUACUGGACUAGUUAUCGGAAAAGCCAUAGGUGUGAUUUGGCCACCAAGCCGAUGGGGCUCGAAUCUCUCUGAAACGAUCGGGCGCGAGGAUGCAAGAAUGAAUGGAAUUGUUGUAUAG
This is a messenger RNA of Lachancea dasiensis, 528 nucleotides long. Lineage: Eukaryota; Fungi; Ascomycota; Saccharomycetes; Saccharomycetales; Saccharomycetaceae. The record is from the annotation of a GenBank genome assembly.